This is a messenger RNA of Sphaeramia orbicularis (orbiculate cardinalfish), 6136 nucleotides long. It is a transcript of the gene epb41l2, whose product is annotated as erythrocyte membrane protein band 4.1 like 2. NCBI's taxonomy places the organism in Eukaryota, Metazoa, Chordata, Actinopteri, Kurtiformes, Apogonidae. Gene Ontology annotation, biological process: actomyosin structure organization; cortical actin cytoskeleton organization. Gene Ontology annotation, molecular function: structural molecule activity; actin binding. The coding region runs from base 271 to 3588 and encodes 1105 amino acids. The transcript has 25 exons. Gene Ontology annotation, cellular component: cytoskeleton; plasma membrane. The record is from RefSeq and is a predicted model, not a curated record.
GUCCCAUGGGGAGGAGGCAGGCGCAGAGCUCCGAGGGCUGAGAAGAGAGGAUGGAGGAGAGAAAAUGGCAAUGACAGUUUGUAGGGCAGGCAUUUGCUGAGAGGUGGGAGGCGAACGUGAAGAAAAGAACAGGGAGAUCUUGUCGGGAACAGAGAUAGAAGAGCAAAAAGCAAGUCAUACUAAGAAAGUAAAAGAAAGUGAAGAGAGGAGGCAAAAAGGAGAGAAGUUUAAAGUGAAAGGAAAGCAGCACCUUUAGGUUGACGUGUCACCAUGACAACAGAAGCAGGCUCUGAGACGGAGGUGAAGGAGAAAGCAGAGGAGUCAGCUGCUCAGCCGGACCAACCAGAGAAGACCACAGAAGAGACCCAGGAAGUGGCACCCGCUGAGGGAGAGGAGAAGGAAAAAGCAAAGAAGGAGAAGGAGAAAGAGAAAGAAAAGGACGGGAAAGGAAUAUCUCGAUACCUGCCAACAUGGCUUAAGAAGCAGAAGUCUCUAAGCCAGACCUCCCCGACAAAGGACGUCCCUCCCACAGAGGAAGCUGAUAGCAAGGUGACAGAGGAAGAGGAGGGGCUCAGCCCUGAGGUGAACGGACACGCAGAGGAAGUAGAUGAGAAGGAGGCGGUUAGUUUGGAGCAACUGAAGGAAAAAGAAGCGGAGUCGAAAUCCAACGCUAGUGCUGACACUGAGCCUGCCAAGGAAGAGAAGGCGGAAGAGAGUGCAGAGAAAAGUCCUGAGGAGCCCACAGCAGCCACAGAGGUAGAAGCAUCUGAGGAGCAGCAGAACGAGCAGAAGAAAGAGCAGGAAGGAGAGGCAGCUGCUGAGAAAGAGACAGGAGGAGCAGGAGGAGGAGAAGGCCAGACCUCUGUUUUCCAGUCUCCUCUACGUCUGGUGAGGAAGAACAAGAUGAAGCUGGUGGUGUGUCACGUGACCCUGCUGGAUGGGACCGACUUCACCUGCGAGGUGGAGAAACGUGCAAAGGGCCAGUACUUAUUCUUUAAAGUGUGUGAACAUCUUAAUCUAAUGGAAAAAGACUACUUUGGUCUGACAUACAAGGACAGCCAUGAACAGAAGUGUUGGUUGGAUCCCACCAAGGAAAUCAAGAGACAGAUACGCAGCAACAACUGGCAGUUUGCAUUCAACGUCAAGUUCUACCCUCCUGACCCCUCACUGCUCACCGAAGACAUUACCAGGUACUUGUUGUGUCUGCAGCUCCGUGAAGAUGUGGCCUCUGGUCGACUGCCUUGCUCAUUUGUCACACAUGCUCUGCUGGGCUCGUACACAUUGCAGGCAGAACUCGGAGACUAUGAUCCUGACCAGCCGAGGCCCCUGGACUACAUCAGUCAGCUGACAUUCGCACCCAAUCAGAACAAAGAGAUGGAGGAGAAGAUUCUUGAACUCCACAAGUCCCACAGGGGAAUGACCCCAGCUCAAGCUGAUGCCCAGUUUCUAGAAAACGCUAAGAAGUUGUCGAUGUACGGAGUGGACCUGCACCAUGCGAAGGACUCCGAGGGCGUGGACAUCAUGCUGGGUGUGUGCGCCAAUGGACUGCUCGUCUACAAAGACAGACUGCGGAUAAAUCGCUUCGCAUGGCCCAAAAUCCUUAAGAUUUCAUACAAGAGGAACAACUUCUACAUAAAGAUCAGACCAGGAGAGACGGAGCAGUUUGAGAGCACAGUGGGGUUCAAACUCCAGAACCACCGGUCUGCUAAACGACUGUGGAAAGUGUGCGUGGAGAAUCACAGUUUCUUCAGGUUAAACGCACCAGAACCUCCUACCAAGGCCCGCUUCUUGACUCUGGGCUCAAAGUUCCGUUACAGCGGGCGAACCCAGGCCCAGACCCGCCUCGCCAGUACCCUCAUAGACCGCCCGGCGCCCAGCUUUGAACGCACCUCAUCCAAGCGCAUCAGUCGCAGUCUGGACGGAGCGCCAGCAAUUAGCAUCACCGAGGCCGGAGCUGAGAAUGGACGUGAGCCUCAUCUGGAGCUCCAGUCUGACUCCAAGGUUAAGGAGGUGGACUUAAGCCCUGGUGACGCUGAAGCCACGCCCACCCAGUCACCUGGACCCAGUGAGGCUGCCGUCUCUCAGGACCAUGAUAAGACCCAAGAAGAGGUUCUGAAACACCAAGCUAGCAUUAGCCAGCUAAAACGCUCCUUUAUGGAGGCGCCACCUCCCUCUCCUCCUCAACCCAACCAGUGGGAGAAACGCCUCACCUCCUCUCCCGCUACAACGAUACGUAUCCAACAGCACCAAGUGAGUCUCGAAGAGGAGAUAGCUUCAGUUCUUUUCAGUAGACACUCUGGCCUUUACACGGCUUCCAGCAGUAUCCCUGAACCAAACCUAGAUGCUGUUAAAACCACGUGUUCAUCUGCUACUCCUGCCGCUGUCUGCAGUACGGCUUUGCUGAAAGAGCAUCUAAUUUCCCCAUCUGCUGCGCUCUCUGCUACUGAGGUGAAUGUGCCCGAAACGGAAGCAGCUGCUGCAGCUGAUAACACGAUCUCUGAUACCAAAGAGCCCGGAAAGACGACUGAAGUUGAAAUCGAAGAAACCGUUGUUGUCCAAGAGGUUUCCAAGGCAACCAAACCUGGACUUGUAACAGUAACUCUUUCUACUGGCGAGCCCGCUCAACAGGAAGUCAAGGAACAGUCAGUAAAGGCAGAAGAGGAGGCAGUAGCAGAGGAAGCUAAGCAGAGUAAACAGGAGAGCGUUUCAUCGGAAAGUGAGAGUGAAGAAGAAGCCGAGUACCAUCCAAAUGUCUCCGUAUCCAUCUCCCAUACACAAAUCCCAGAGGAGAAGGAAGAAGAAGAAGAGCAGGAGAAGAAAGAGGAAGACAAGUCUGCAGAGAAGAGCAUUUUACCUCCAGAUGCUCCCUCUGUUCCUGUUGAAGUCGAACCAUCUGCAGAGCCAGCCCCCCAAGACGGAGAAGAGUCCAGGAUGGUAGACACCGAGGCAGAGAAGAACAAAACAGAGAAAGAAGGAGAACGAGAGACAGAGGAAAGCACAGACGAUCCAAUGCUGACGCCCGACGAAGCCCCCAAUGGUCUGACCCCGGCAGAGGAUGACAUGACCGGGUUGGACACUCCGCAAGAGGAAGAAGAGGAGGAUGAGCCUAAAGUGAACGGAGAAGCCUCACUGGUUGAAGCAGAACGGCGGCCGCAGGUUAUUUGUUGCUCUGAGCCACCCGUCGUAAAGACAGAAAUGGUGACUAUAUCAGAUACGUUUGCAGCCCAGAAAACUGAGAUAGCUACAAAAGAAGUGCCCAUCGUACAUACGGAAACCAAGACCAUCACAUAUGAAGCUGCACAGUUGGAUGGAAAUGGUGAUGGUGAGCCCGGGGUGCUGAUGACCGCUCAGACAAUCACCUCUGAAUCUCUGUGUACUACGACAACCACACACAUCACCAAGACGUUAAAGGGCGGCCUAUCAGAAACAAGGAUUGAGAAACGCAUCGUUAUUACUGGCGACUGUGACAUCGACCACGACCAGGCACUGGCCCAGGCCAUAAAGGAGGCCAAAGAGCAACAUCCUGACAUGUCUGUCACCAGAGUGGUGGUUCAUAAAGAAACUGAACUGGCAGAGGAGGAGGAUUGACUGGAUCAGAGCUGAAGGGCCCAUCGUGACUGUUUUCUCUGUUGACAUUGACCUUCAUCACCCUACAUCCACCAACCCUGACUGACUGAAGAGGAGAAGGAAAAGAAGAGAAGCAAAACACCAGGAGGAUGAGGGGGGGGAGAGGAGAUUAGACAGAGGGAGAGAAGUCAGUCUUUUCUUACAUGUCUGUGGUGCAUCUAAAACCCCUCACUCCAAAACAAAGAAAAAUAAUAUCCUCACUCCUUCUGAGGGAACAAAAAGAACCACUUUGUUAGCUUAACAUUUGUAGUGUGUUUUUAUUUUAUUUUUUUAAUAGGUCUUUUUUUUUUUUUUCUUUAACUGUUUGUUUUACAAAAAAGAGAGAAGAUAGUGUGUCUGUCAUGUUUCAAGAAAAAGAAAAAAACCCUGUAGGAAUGCACUGAUAAUCAAAGCUGACAGUAGAUAACAUAUGAAUAAUCGUACUGAUUAUCAGUACUAGGAUGCGACUGUGAUCUUCAGGUGUCAACGCAAAGUGUAUCCUUUUCAUACACGGACUGAUGCAUUCCUACAAACAAAAGUAAUUUGUUAAAUUACAGCCCCCUCCCAUACUGUUAUUGUGUAAAUCAAGCUGUAAUAUAAUAUGGCUGGAUUUACUGCAAUAAAACAGUCUCACUCAUUAAAACACAUUAAGUAUCAGGAAGUGGGAGCAGUUUGUUAGAGCAACCCCAAUUCUGAAAAAGUCGGGACUGAGUAGAAUGUAAUGAAAACAGAAUGCAAUGAUUGCAUGUUAAUGUUUUAAACUCCUAUUUUAUUCACAACAGCACAUAGAAAUAAUAUCAAAUCAUACCAGUUUUAGAGAAAACUUUUGAAUGUAAUGGCAGCGACACUUCUUGAUAAAUUUCCUAUGUUUUACUGUGAAUAAAAUAUAGGUUUAUGAAAUUUUAAAUCAUUGCAUUUUGUUUCUAUUUACAUUUUAUAACAUGUCCCGGCUUUUCCGUAACUGUAGUUAUAACAGAUUAUAAAAUAGGGAGCUGUACGUUUAAAAUAUUGCAGUACAACAAAUCAAGCAGGUUAUUGAAUUUAUAUGGUUCUGUUUUUUUUGUCUGUAAGAAUAGAUUUUAUUCAUCCACAUUCCCUGUGUGUUGACUAGCAGCUGACUGAGUCCAUUUUCUGUUCCAAUACAGUUUUUACUGAAGAAACAUUUCAUCAUUUAUGUGGAAUACAGUGGAAUCCUUAGAGUGGGUUAGUGGAUUUGACAGUAAAUGAGCCUGAACAUUCAAAUGAUGUGGGUGGAAUAAAUCCCUUUGUGAUGCUUGGUGAAUUAGGCAAACGAGGAAUAAGUUUUACCCCAUUUUCAUAUUUAUCUUUUUUGGACAUUGGAACAGAAAAUGGACUGACUUUAAAGCUGCUGUAUACAUUUUCUGUACAGUUAAAAAUAAAGGUUAUUAGAUGGGAGCAAUAUUACAGCUUUUUAUUAGCUAUUCACUGUCCCUGGGCCCGCCCACUGUACGACACUAAUGAUUCUUAUUGGGCCUCAGGGAAGCAGGGGAAUAGGACGCAGAUUUUGAUUGGGAGAGAGGGACCACUAAACUGACAGCUAAUUGGGAGACACAAGAGGCAAAUCGGCAACUAUUAACAUCUACUUGGGAAUGAAAAGGAACUGAAUGUCAAUUGAAGUCGGCCUUAAUUUAUGGCAGUCGUGUUCUUUAGCUUCAUGCAUUUUGACAAUAGAAGAUUUCAGCACUGCUAGAACACAAUUUGUAAUCUAACAUUUUGAUUCAAAAGCAGUUUUGUGCUAAAAUCAAUAGUGGGACCAAAAGAGAACAUGCAGGUGGAGCAGCACGAAAUGACAACAGAACUGAGAUCAGUUUGCGUUGGGAGUCUGUCGUCAUCGUUCAGCUCUGACGUCCACUUCUAACUUCACAUCAGACUAGAUCAAACACAAAGGCACAAAACUUUUCAUAUCCACAAAAAAAAUAUCACUAGUUUUCUUACAAGAGCAUCUUAAAGUAAGUCUAGAUAGAGGACUACUGCGUCGACUGGUUUAAGAAUGUGUAGACAAACACAUCCGCGCUCAUACAGUCUGUGUGGAUGACCUUUGACCUGAAACCGUCUGUGUUGUAAUUGAUUCACCGAACCAAAUACUCUGCAUUGUCGUCAUGUUUUGUGUUUGUGACCUGCUGAAAAUAUCAGAAAUCCACUUCAACUUAAACCACCAAAUUAAAUCAAAACACUCAGUUGCAUUCGAGCACAACAAACACAAACGGUUGUGACGCGAUAAUAUGGUGCAGCCUAAAGGGAAGUGAAUCAGAGGGGUUGAAGUGCUCUUGAGCCACUGAAAUAAAAAAUCUUUGCAAUCUUUCAUCAGUUUCCUGCUGCUUUGCUUAAAAUGCAUCAGAAAUUCAGCUAAAACUGUGACUCUGUGUAAAAAAAAAAAAAAAAAAAAAAAAAGUGGCGUUAAAUGGAUUGGAACAAGUGCUAAUGUGUUUUGUAGUGCUUUUCAGUGAAGGCAGCAAAAAAAACCAUAUUUACCAGAUUUAAGAUGAUUAAAAAUUAAGUGCCGCUGAUU